This is a messenger RNA of Linum trigynum, 4358 nucleotides long. The record is from the annotation of a GenBank genome assembly. NCBI's taxonomy places the organism in Eukaryota, Viridiplantae, Streptophyta, Magnoliopsida, Malpighiales, Linaceae.
UAGCUUGCUUGCUGUGAUACAUGCAUGUAGUAAAUUAAUUAUGACAAACUUAUCUUUACAAUCAAUGGGAACUUCAGCAUUUUAGGUUUUGAAUUUCGAUAAUUCUUAAAAAUAAUUCAUCACUCAUAAUCCACAACAUCACACACAACACAAUACGUGCUCAUGUAUAUCAGCGUGUAUUGUGUGAUGUUAUCCGUCUGGAUAUACCAAUUACUAACCGUAAUAGAACUUCAAGUACUCUUGACACCCAAGUUCAAACCUCGCACUAAUUUCGAACUUGUUUUUCAUUUCCGACCUCUUCCUCCCUUUCAAAAUGUAAACGCCAUUGAAGGUUUUUACCAAGAAAAAAAAAUAUAUAUAUAUAGGUGGCUACUUCGGUGCACUCACUUUUUUGGGUGCGUUCAAUGCACCCAACUCUAAAAGUGGCUAUAAUACAUCAAAUUUGAAUUUUUUUUUUAUUGGUAGCAUGAGUCUAGUAUGAUGAUAUAAUAUAAAAUCUCAACUAAUCAAUCCAUUACCCUGACCCCUUAACCUUCAAUUUUGAAUCUCAAACCAAAAUCCCAAAUUGUAAACCUAAACCCUAAAUCAUUAAAUCCUAAAUUCUUCAAAUUAAAGAAAAUCGGGAAUGAGAUUUUUGCAAAUUCACGUGUUUCUUGUUCAUAAUAUCAUAAGCUACACUUGAUACCGCUUUGACAUGAAUUGCAUGCUUGGAAUGACAAUUAUGAGGCGGGUGCAUUGAGUGCACCGUAAAAAAUGGGUGCACCGAAUAUACCACCGUAUAUAUCUAUAUAUCAUCUAAUGAUCGGUGCCACUAGUGGCUAGGUUCAUCAAUAAUGUGCCACUAGCUAGAGAAAAGGAGAUCGAGAGACGAGAAUGAAUCUUUCUUCCUCUCCCGGCCCACUCCGCGUUGGAACUUCCUCGUCAACCAGAUUUAGAAGUAUUAUUAUUAUUAUUACCACAUGCAAUAAUAAAACCAUUAAUAAUCAAACGUGACGAGAAAAGAACAAAAAAGGCCCCAACUGCCUCUCACCUUCCCCCUCCAAAUUCCAAACCCCAACUCGUCCAUAUUAUCUCGGUCGUCUACGACUUGCAUUGAAACCCACCACCCUUUGAAAAUUCCCACUCCACCCUACUAAUAAUAAUAAUCUUCUUCUUCUUCUUUAGUCAGCUUUCUACCAAACCCUCCUAUAUAAAUCCACCACCACCCUCUUCUUCCCAUUUCCCCACUACACAAACACCAAAUCCAAUCCUUACCCACCAAUCUACCUCCAAUUUCGAGCAAACCCUUUUCCUCUCUUGGCGAACUUUCAUGAUCUCUCUGAUCUUGUGGGUUCUUCUCCCAGCAGCUUUCGCUCUCCUGUUUCGCAACUUCCGUUCACUGUUCCUCGAGAGAAACACCACAGUACUAGAAAACAACAACAACUCGGCAACAAUAAUGUUGACUGCUUCCCCGCCGUCGCCGUCCUUCUCCGUUGCUACACCGGGGAGGAUGAGUGCUAGUACUGCUGCUACUACGGUGGUGGUGCCGGUGGCGGAGAAGAAGAAGGCGGUGAAAGUGAAGGCGGUGGUGACGGUGAAGGAGACGACGGGUGGGUUCCUUGGGAUUGGGAUGGACGAUAUUUCCGACUUCAUUGGGAAAGCACUCAAGUUGCACCUCGUCAGCGCACAACUUCAUCUUGAGACGGGGUUGGAGAAGCCUCUUAUCAAAUCGCGUACUAAGAAAGUGAGCGAGAAGAAUGGAGAAGUCAAGUACGCGACGGAACUUGAAGUCCCAGCUGAUUUCGGAGAAGUUGGUGCUGUGAUUGUGGAGAACGAGCACUAUAACGAGCUGUUUCUCAUCGACAUCGUGCUCGACGGCUUCGAAAAUGGUCCGGUCAAAGUGAUUUGUGACUCUUGGGUUCAUCCCAGGUCUAAGGACUCCAAGAACAGGGUUUUCUUCACUGCCAAGUCGUACUUGCCGUCGGAAACGCCGAACGGCCUCACCAGGUACCGCGCUGAAGAGCUGAGCCUCCUGCGAGGAAAUGGCGAAGGAGAGCGCCAGCAAGGAGAUCGGAUCUACGACUACGAUGUCUACAACGACCUCGGAAAGCCCGACAACAAUCCGGAUCUCGCCCGACCCGUUCUCGGCGGCAAAGAACACCCUUAUCCUCGCCGGGUCCGCACCGGCCGUCCCCGAACGGAAACCGAUCCGUCGUCGGAGACGGGGAGCUCCAAUUUCUACGUUCCGCGAGACGAGGAGUUCUCGCAGUUGAAGCAGUCGGGAUUCUCGGCCACGACGACGGCAGCGGUGCUACGCGCGGUGGUUCCGGCGGCGGAGACAAUAUUCAUCGAUCGGAAUUUAGGGUUUCCUCACUUGACCGCCGUUGAUUCGAUGUACGAUCAAGGUAUCAACCUGCCUCCUCGCACGAAGGAUUCGCCCUGGACAGACAUCAUCCCCAGGCUAGUUAGGACCGUCGUUGAUAGCGCCGAUGACAUUCUGCAGUUCGUGGUCCCCGAUUCGAUGAAGAGGGACAGAUUUUUCUGGUUGAAAGAUGAGCAGUUUGGCAGGCAGACUCUUGCUGGUGUCAAUCCUUGCUCCAUAGAACUGGUCAAGGAAUGGCCAUUGAAGAGUAAGCUUGACCCAGAGAUUUAUGGUCCAGCAGAAUCUGCAAUUACAACCAAGAUUGUUGAGCAGCAAAUUAGAGGCUUCAUGACCCUUGCUGAGGCUAUGGACCGAAAGAAGCUAUUCAUGUUGGAUUACCAUGACCUACUGCUACCCUUUGUGGGACUGGUGAGGCAGCAGGAAGGAACUACACUGUAUGGAUCACGAGCAUUGUUCUUCCUCACUCCGGUAGGCACAUUGAAGCCGGUGGCGAUCGAGCUGGUCAGGCCGCCGUCCAAGGAAGAUGGGAAGCCUCAAUGGAAGCGAGUCUUUACACCAGCGAAUUGCUCUGCCACUGAGGAGUGGCUUUGGAAGCUGGCAAAAGCUCACGUCCUGGCUCAUGAUUCUGGCUACCAUGAGCUAGUUAGCCACUUUCUGAGAACGCAUGCUUGCUUAGAGCCGUACAUCAUCGCCACGAAUCGCCAGCUGAGUGCUAUGCACCCUAUUCACAGGCUAUUGCAUCCUCACUUCCGUUACACCAUGGAGAUCAACUCUUUGGCUCGCCAAGCUCUGAUCAGUGCUGGUGGCAUCAUUGAAUUGGCCUUCUCUCCUCUCAAACACGCCAUGCAGCUCGGUUCUGCAGUUUAUGACCAGAGAUGGCGGUUCGACUAUGAGGCUCUUCCCAAGGACUUAAUCAGGCGGGGAAUGGCCGUGGAAGACCCAUCGGCACCACACGGCCUGAAGCUUACAAUCGAGGACUAUCCAUAUGCCAGCGACGGCCUAAUCCUAUGGGACGGCUUACACCAAUGGGUCUCGGACUACGUCAACCACUACUACCCUGAUCCAUCCCUCGUCUCCUCCGACGUCGAGCUCCAAUCCUGGUGGACAGAAAUCCGCACAGUCGGCCAUGGUGACAAGAAAGACGAGCCAUGGUGGCCAUCUCUCGCCACCCCAUCCGACUUAAUCGAGAUCGUCACAACCAUAGCAUGGACUGCAUCAGCGCAACACGCAGCAGUCAACUUCGGCCAGUACGCCUACGGUGGCUACUUCCCCAACAGGCCUUCCAUCGCCAGAACCAACAUGCCGACGGAGGAUCCCACCGACGAGGCAUGGAAGCAGUUCAUCGAUACCCCCGAGAAGGUGCUCCUCGAGAUGUUCCCGUCCCAGUUCCAGGCCGCGGUGGUGAUGGCCAUCCUGGACGUCCUGUCGAACCAUUCUGUCGACGAGGAGUACAUCGGGCAGGUGAUGGAGCCCGCUUGGGGCCACGAUGCGGUGAUCAGGGCGGCGUUCGAGAGAUUCCACGGCAGGAUGAAGGCGCUGGAAGUGGUGAUUGAUGCGAGGAACGCGAAUGAGAAGUUGAGGAACAGGAAUGGUGCUGGUGUUUUGCCGUAUGAGCUGCUGAAGCCGUUUUCCGAGCCUGGUGUUACUGGUAAAGGUGUCCCCUACAGUACUUCCAUCUGAUCAUCUCCAUAACUCCCCAGAUUUCUACAUAGAGAUUCCAGAGUUGGACUGUGUAUACAUAAUAAGGGUCAUAGGCCGAUUGCAUUUGACUUGUCUUGUUAAUUUUGUUCAUCUCAAUUCGUUUUUAAUUACUGCAAUGUAAACAGUUUGUCCAAUGUAACUUAAUUAAUGUAAUUCUGUUAAUGAAGAUUCCCACCCAGUUUUUUUAGUAUUAAGUUCUAAAUUCUAACUACCACUGUAAAUGCCUAGUAGUCAGUCAUGAUAACUGGGUCUGCGUGCUAACAGAGCUUUGGUGCAAUAAUUUGCUUACGUCGUU